This is a messenger RNA of Haliaeetus leucocephalus (bald eagle), 1602 nucleotides long. RefSeq names its product cholesterol side-chain cleavage enzyme, mitochondrial. The record is from RefSeq and is a predicted model, not a curated record. Gene Ontology annotation, molecular function: heme binding; monooxygenase activity; iron ion binding. Gene Ontology annotation, cellular component: mitochondrial inner membrane. Lineage: Eukaryota; Metazoa; Chordata; Aves; Accipitriformes; Accipitridae. Gene Ontology annotation, biological process: cellular response to peptide hormone stimulus; glucocorticoid biosynthetic process; cholesterol metabolic process. The coding region runs from base 1 to 1527 and encodes 508 amino acids. The transcript has 9 exons.
AUGCUCACCCGGGUUGCACCCAAGCCAGGCGUCUUGCGGGGAUGUCUCCCUGCCCGAGCCGGGGGAUGCCGCUGGGAUGGGGGGGCUCCCACCCCCAUCCCACCAACUCCUCGACCCUUCAACCAGCUGCCUGGUGACUGGCGAGCCGGCUGGCUCAACCUCUACCGCUUCUGGCAGGAGGGCGGCUUGCACAACGUCCAUCACAUCAUGGCUCGCAAGUUCCAGCAGUUCGGACCCAUCUACAGGGAGAAGUUGGGUGUCUACGAGAGUGUGAACAUCAUCAGCCCCCGGGACGCUGCCACCCUCUUCCAAGCGGAGGGGACUCUGCCGGAGCGCUUCAGCGUGCCCCCCUGGGUGGCUUACCGUGACUACCGCAACAAGCCCUAUGGCGUGCUCCUCAAGACUGGGGAGGCCUGGCGCUCGGACCGCCUGAUGCUGAACAAGGAGGUGCUGUUGCCGCAGGUGGUGGAGGGUUUCGUGCCUCUGCUGAGCGAGGUGGGCGAGGACUUUGUUCGGCGGGCACGAGCCCAGGUGGGGAAGAGCGGCCGGGAGCACUGGACGGCCGAUUUCACCCACGAGCUCUUCCGCUUCGCCCUGGAGUCCAUAUGCCACGUGCUGUACGGGGAGCGGCUGGGGCUGCUGCAGGACUUUGUGGACCCCGAGGCACAGCGCUUCAUUGAUGCCGUGAGUCUGAUGUUCCACACCACGUCGCCCAUGCUCUACCUGCCACCCGCCCUCCUCCGCCACCUCAAUGUCAAGACGUGGCGGGACCACGUCCAGGCCUGGGAUGCCAUCUUCUCCCAGGCGGACAAAUGCAUACAAAAUGUCUACCGGGACCUGCGACUGCAACGCAAGAGUGCCAAGGAGUACAUGGGCAUCCUCUGCAGCCUCAUCAUGCAGGACAAGCUGCCCUUGGAUGAUAUCAAGGCCAGCAUCACCGAGAUGAUGGCUGGCGGGGUGGACACGACCUCCAUGACGCUGCAGUGGGCCAUGUUCGAGCUGGCACGGUCCCCGGGGGUCCAGGAGCAGCUACGGGCAGAGGUCCUGGCUGCCAAGCGGGAAGCAGCAGGGGACAGGGUGAAGAUGCUGAAAACCAUCCGGCUGCUCAAAGCCACCAUCAAGGAGACACUCAGGCUGCACCCCGUGGCAGUGACCCUGCAGAGGUACACCACGCAAGAAAUCAUCCUCCAGGACUACCGCAUCCCGCCCAAGACGCUGGUGCAGGUUGGUCUCUAUGCCAUGGGCCGGGAUCCUGAGGUCUUCCCCAAGCCGGAGCAGUUCAGCCCCCAGCGUUGGCUGGCAGCUGGCCCCAAGCAUUUCAAGGGGCUGGGUUUUGGUUUUGGACCCCGCCAGUGCCUGGGGCGCCGGAUUGCCGAGCUGGAGAUGCAGCUCUUCCUCAUGCAGAUCCUGGAGAACUUCAAGAUCGAAACCAUGAGAGCGGUGGAAGUUGGGACCAAGUUCGAUCUCAUCCUGAUCCCGGACAAACCCAUCUACUUGACCUUACGGCCGCUCGAGUCCCACGCGUGAGGAGCCCAAUCCUGGGUGACACCCAGCUUAGUCCCAGUUUGGGAGCCAUCCCCGACAGCCCGGCAGCGCUUUCAG